This is a messenger RNA of Xenia sp. Carnegie-2017, 421 nucleotides long. RefSeq lists its product as uncharacterized. NCBI's taxonomy places the organism in Eukaryota, Metazoa, Cnidaria, Anthozoa, Malacalcyonacea, Xeniidae. The coding region runs from base 14 to 394 and encodes 126 amino acids. The record is from RefSeq and is a predicted model, not a curated record. The transcript has 5 exons.
CAUCCUUCAGAAUAUGAAAGACGAAGAUGACAUUGACAAUGACAUCAUGGGAUCGAAGGAUACCCAAGAAGAUGAGUUGGACGACAUUGAAAUAUUGGAGCGUAAGGACCUUUCGGAUGAUUCUGAGGACGAGUCAUGCCAUUCGAAGGAAAAGAACAAAUCUGAGCCACGUGUGUCUAUAGAUCCUUCGGAGCCGUUGACAGCAGCCUACAUGAGCCAGACAUUAUUUAAUAAUCUCAACAUUGUUCUGUACGUGAAGAUAAACGUUCUGAUGCAUCAACCGACUAUCGUAAGAACAGCCAAACAAAUUGGCCUUCUCGAUGUUCAUCCCGAUACGUCGUUGGUCGGAGUAAUGGGAUCCAGGAAUUUUAUAUCACUGUUGCAUCAGGUAUGAACUAUACGAUUUUAUGGUUUGUUUUUC